Paramecium primaurelia is the source of this 518-nucleotide messenger RNA. The record is from the annotation of a GenBank genome assembly. Lineage: Eukaryota; Ciliophora; Oligohymenophorea; Peniculida; Parameciidae.
AUGUAAUACCAAUAAUACAGCAUGGCUGAAACUAUUAGGCAUAGAGACUCUGUAUUUAAUGAUGGACAAAGUCUUUGGUGUUAUAAUUUGUAGAAUCUUUUUAAGUAAAAAAACUCAAGAACAUUUUUUGUAAAAACAUAAAAUAAAUCAAAAACCAAAAAUUUGACUUUAGGAGAAUCUCAUAUUUAAUAUUCUAAGCAAGUAUUAAUUAAAAACAAUAAUAGAAAUAUAUCAGUCUAGUGAAUUCCUUUCUGAAAAUUUUAUUUAAGUAAAAUGAGAUGAUUGGAUUUGUUUUGGAAAAGAAUGAUUAAACAAUAGAAAUAUAUGGAGAUACUUAAGAAUGGAUAGAUUCCUUUAAAAAUUUAACAAUAUAAUUAGAUUUUACUUCUUCAUAUAAGAUUGUUAAGAAAAUUGGUCAAGGAAUAGCAGCAUAAGUUUAUUAAGCUNUUUACUUGAAAUAAUCAAAUUCAGGUUCAUUCAUUAAAAAAAAGAGUGUCUUUUUUAAAUGGAGAUAAUGA